CACCUCUACCUCUGCAGUACCUCUAUUGCUCAUUCCUCCCUGUGCCGACUGGGUAGACACGCGCUUUCUGCUUUUUUUUUUCUCCUGCCUUGGCUGCUGGCUCUGCUCCAGCAUCCCUCCGUGCCUCUCGAGUGCCCUGCUCUCCCCAUCUCCAGCCUAUGUGUCCUCCUUUGGGGGUUUGUUGGCCAGCCUGCUUCCCUGGCUGCUGCGGCUGCUGCUGCUGCUGGAGCAGUGGAUCUGUCCGUCACUGAUCUGCUGCGCCGCUACGACUUUGCCUCUCUUCUGUUCGCCUUCUGCCUCACUCUUUGCUGGAUAAUCACCGCCGAGUCUGUCAGAGACCGUGACAGAGGACAGGCAGGGAGGGAGAGAGAGAGAGAGAGAGACAGAGAGCCCGCACUCUUGGUUGAACUGCUGCAUUCUUCACUUUGUCUCUCCCUCUGCUUCCCCAGGCUGCUGGAGUGCAGCGCAGGGAACAAGUGAUCGGGAGGGAGAACCCCGAAGAGAUUUACACUCCUCUUUUUUUGCGUCCCCCCACACACACAUUUUCAUUUCUGGGACAGAGUGCGGAGAAGGAGAGAAGAGGGAGGAACUGAGAGCAGGACUUCAGAAUCAGCUACUCCUUGCUUCAGAGACACACAGAGACAAACACACUAACACACACACACACACACACACACAAUUUCAUAGAUUGGACUCAGGUUGACCAGACUGGCAGAGGUGUAGGGAUUGACAAAAAUCCACAUAGACACAUAACAACAUAGACAGACAGACUUGGUGUCAUGGCGUCAGUGGACAGCAACGGUUCGAGUGUCUCUGGUCGGAAGAGAUCAGGGGAUCUACUUCAUGCUGGGCUGGCAGUUGCUCUGCUGCUUGGUGUAUGGAGUGUUGGUGGACUGGAGGUCUCGACAGGUAAAGUGUCCUUUGUUGAAGCAAUGAAUGGCUCCACAGUCCUGUUGCCCUGCACCUACUCCUCCUGCAUUGGAAUCAAAAACCUCUACUUCAACUGGCACUACAACAACAACGGAACCAUGGAAAAGUUAUGCGAAGCUGUUAUACACAUUGAGGGUGUGGAGCCAAAGGUCAGUGUCUACCAUGAGCGCGUGGAGUUUGUCGGCUCCUCAAAGAGCAACAACAUCUCCAUACUGCUUUACAACAUCACCUUUGAAGAUGCGGGAGACUACAUCUGUUUCGCCAAAAACCCAAAAGAGAAGAAUCGUAACCACAGUGCUAUCUUCACUCUUAUAGUGGUGGACCAAGUGACGGAGAUCGACAACACUUUGACAACCAUCAUUGUCUCAGUUGUGGGCGGAGUCAUUGGUUUGGUUAUCUUUGUCAUGGUGGUGAAAGCCCUGGUUGUUCACUUUCUGCUGAAGGAUGACGAAAAGAAUAAAGAGUGCCUGGUGAGCUCCUCAGGGAAUGACAACACCGAAAAUGGACCUACAGGAGCCAAAGCAGACAACAAAGGGACACCAAAGGCAUGAGCAGAAUGCAAAAGUAUGUCUGUACAUAUGUUAGAACAACUACACGCUCAGAGAAGAUGCUGUUAUCAGUGGACUGUUAUAUCUUACUAAUGGCUAACUAAUACAUUGUAAAAGUCUAUUUUAAAUCAUGCUUGAGAUUUGAGAGGUGUGAAAUGUGCACAGGCCUGGAUCACCCUCACCUACAUGGCAGCCCAUUUGUUACACAGUGCAACGCCUCUGAUAUCAAAUUCUACUCUUCAUGCUACUGUAACCAAACACUUCACACAGAGUCUUGGGUAAACUGUCCCGGUGUGUAUAUUUGUGCUUUCCAUAUACCCUCUUUGACAUUCAGAGGGUAUAUGGAUCAUUCAGGUUACAACUUUUUUCUUUCUAAUUUUGAAGCCUUUAGUGUCAUGUGCUCUGACUAAUAGUCACUUUUCCACAGUUUUCGAGAAAGGACUUUGUACUGAGCAGAUCUCUAGUUGUUUUCAGUUCUUUAUUUAUACGUCAAAUUUGUUCUAAUCAGCUGUCAUACUGAAAAAUAGUGUCAGAAGACUAUAGCUAAAAAGCUGUAUGAUGCUUGGUUUGAAAUCAUAAAGCUAUGUUUUAAUCUACAAGUCUACGUCAAACUUGGACCCGAGCAAACCUGACCUAGGGAACACACACACUUUGAUGCCAUAACUAACUGCCAUGAUGUCAGCUGAAGAACAGCAAGCUUCUGUCCCACCCUACCAAAUCAACCUUUUUUUUUCCCCAACAUAGAUUAAAGCCAUCAUCUCUCAGUAAAUUUGUUCAGAUUACAACCAGGAAAUCCAUUAGUUGAUAUAUCUAAAGCUAUAGUUACAUUUGUUUUUCCUGUUCUAACCACCAACUUGAUUGCUACCAUGGUCCAGGUUUGGCGUACUGCAGGGAUUAUUUGGUUCAUUAAGGCUGACAGCAGAAGUUGACUCACUUUUGGUUUGCUGAGGCUGACAACUGGGCGUUAUCUAAGGUGUCUCAGGUGAUCCAGUUCUGCACAGGUUUUUUUUAUGAUUUUGCUUUAGAUGAAACACAGGUGCCUGUUUUGCUUCUGCUCCCUCUGCUGGUGGGAGGAUGAAACCACAGAAAAUGUAUAAAAACCCAAACCCCCUCAUCAAAGACAAUCCCCUGACUACCCAGCUCCCUAUAGAAAGGAAUGAACUUAAUCAUGCUGCUUCUGACAAAUAACCAAUGCAUUUUUAGCAUGUGCGCAUUUUAUAUAUAACUUCAUAUAAGUACAGUAUACUUUACAGUUUAUAGAGUAUUGUCUAGCACCACAGCACCAAAACAUGUCUUUGCGCCGCCGUAUGGUCCCAAUCAACACUUCACAUCAACCUCUCAACAAUGUCACAUCUUUCAUUACCCCCCUUUAACCAGGUCAAGGUCACUGCAAGGUGACUCUUGCUUGCAAAAAUGGUAAACAAAACUUAACAGGAUUUGAAUCCACAUAUUUCUGCAUUAGUUCACAUAAUCUAUAUGGCUUAAUUCCAUAUUAACAGUCAAGAAAAGACAAACCCAUGGCUCAGUAAUACUGGAAGCCCACUAUUGGGAGGGAUCGCUGAAAACGAAUGUAAGAGACUCAGUCAGGGAAUAGUUCCCAAAAACUAUUUUUGAUUAAGAUAAUUUAUUAAACAUUAAUGUUACUAUCAAAUGAAUGUGUUCAUAGCUCAAUAGGCAAGUGGUUCAUUUUAUUUGCCAUUUGUCUUAUGUGUUUGCUCGGUUCAAAGGUCAAUUUGCCAAAAAAAAAUUCUGCUGUGACAGGAUCUGAAUAUUCUGAGUAUUGAAGGUAACGGGUCAAAGUUUGUGUUUGGUGUCUAGGUAGUGUCUUAGCAUUAGAGAUGUUGUACAGAUUAACAAGUGAGGGAGCUCGGAGAGUAAUUAACACAUUUUUAUUGUAAAAAGUGCUCAGAUUUCACAGCUUUUUUUUUAUUUUUUAAAGAAAAAAAAAGAAAAGAAAAGUCAUCCAAAAUCUAAUUCAAUCACUUCAAAAUGGAAGGACGUAGUGCUAACAUGUCUAUUGGCAUCCAGGGCCAGGACUGUAUGUGGCUUUCAGUAUAAGAGUGAAGCUACUGGACAUGAGCUGCCACACCUUCACGCAUAGCUUAAAUAGCUACGACAGCUGAAAGCUCCACAUACAGACGCACAAGUGUACUCACAUAAUAAGAGCCUGUUUGAUACGAAAAGUGUAGUAGUACACUGAUCUUGGAUACAAGCAAUGCAGCACUUUACCACAGUUUAGAGUCAGGAACAAAACAGGAAAUCAUGUCAGGUAUUUUAAUUCGUCCAUUUUUUAUGGUACACAAUUCCAGAGUUCAUAUAAAACAUAAUUUUGUGUUUUUUUUUUCAAGUCUGACUGAGAACCUAAGAGGAGAAUUAUGUCCAAAUGGCUUUAGCAUUGUCUAAUGAUGUCUCACUGGAACAGAGCUCUAUAGAAAGAUGUAAUCUUAUUUUUCUAAGUGUUUCACUUUGUGUCAGCCUGCUGCUCUCUCUCAUACUGGAGUGCAUUUCCCUUCUUGCUUUCAAUGGAAGCAAUAAGACGGACAUCAGAUUAUGCAAUAACCUGUUAUAAGGCACUUUAUAGAUGUGUCUGGACUGGCUGUGAUGGCAACUGUGUUUGUCCAAGACACCAUUCAUUGUACUGAUGUAUGUAUCUACAAUGUACUAAUGUGUAAACAUUAGAUUCAUAUAUCUGCAUUUAUCUGCCUUGGGAAAAAACAAAAACCUGUAAUAGAUGCUAACAUUGCGACUGACUGUGCAGUGUUAGAAGUGAUACAGUGUACUUGCUGUGUCGAACAAAUGUGAAUGUUAUGGAUAUAAGGAAGCACUUCACAAACAAACACACAUAUACACACACAAACAUGCACACACACGAUCGCUUCCUUGUCUAGACAGUAAUGUAUAGAUCCCUCUGCAAAGAGGAUACAUUAUGUAUAUCCAAAGUCUUCCUGUAGGGAAAAGCAAUAUUGUGAAGUGGAUCUGUCUCUUGUUGUAACCCUGACAUUGCAUAACAAAUCCUGUAGAUGGUUUCAUGUAGAGAUAGUAAUGCAUUACUUCAACAUUUGUGGCUAAUUUUGCAUAGUUGUUUUUCAUUUUCAUUGUGAUCCCUAGGUGUUUUUUUGUAAUGUUUCCUGGUUAUAUUGCCCAUCAACACUGCAUCCCUUUUUAAGAGAUUCCUUAUUUUCUCUAUCUUGUUUUUCUGUUAUGAAGUUAUUUCCCUGAAGUGAAACUACUAGCAAAAAUCAAAUACAAAAAAAAAGAAAAGAAAUCCAGUGAACCAGACACAGGUAUGUGAGGAGAGUGUUUGAGUGACCACCCCAUAGAUCUGUGCUGGAUUAUGAAUUGCCAAAAGCAUUCGCCCUUUUACCAGUUUAAAGGUUCUUUUUUUCUGUUCUUUUUUUUAACAUAUGGCCCUUUCUACAUUGUGAACUGCCUGGACUUUCUGGAAAAAAAAAACCCAAACAGCUUUAUAAAAUCUUACAUGAAUUGAGGUCAGCAGCUUGCUUGCAGUAUUUGCUGCAGUACUGACUAAAGGCCCGUACAGUGUGGGCCCCUUUAGCCUUUGAGCAGAACAGCAAAGUCAACACAGUACCACUGCCACCUAGUGGUUAAUGCCAUCACAUACAAUCAUCUGCUCUCUACAGUAGUGUCCGCUGAUGAGACACACAAUAUCAAAAUGCACUCAAUCAAUGUAUUUUAAACGAGAUAGUAGUAGUGUAGGCUUAAAGCAGUGAUUUUAGUUUGGAACUGAGAAUGAAAAUAUGAAUACAACUCCAUGGCUAAACACAUUAUAUGCUGAUAAACAAGAGUUGACAUUGUUGCUACACUAAUUGCUUCUAGUUGAAUUGGAUCAUUUGAACCCCUGUGCACACUGAGUAAUUUAAAUUCAAGCAUAAAGGGGGUGAUUUGUGUGUGUAAGUUUACAAUAAAAUGUUUAAGGAAAAGGAUACAUGCGUAAAGGAUACUCGCACAAAUCCUCUAUCAAUUUUUCUCUUACAGUGAGCAUUGAAUAGUCCCAGUCUGAGUGCUAUACCGUCGAACACUGACUGACCACUAUUAUGAUUCCUUUAGAGUUAGUAUUGCUCUUACUGCCAGAGCAGCUGAAACUCAUACUGCCAAUCCAAGAGUCUCACGUCUGCUGUUGUUAACUACACUCUAAUAAUGACAAAAACAAAAGAAAACUCUCUUAGUACACUGACAUUUACAAAAAAAAACACAUUUGUUUCACUCUACUGCUGAUUUAAAUGUGUCUCAGUACUAAAUUGUGGAGGAUAUUGCUCUGUACUUAAAUAAAAAAAACCUGUAUUUCUAGCAGCUGAAACUCACACUGCCAAGCCAAGAGUCUGACGUCUGCUUUCGACAUUCCACACAGACCAGAAGAUCAAUCUGUUGAUCUCGUGUUGGUGUAGUUCAGCACAAAUGUUAACUUUACUAGAAACCGGAUCAAGGAGGAUGAUUAAUAAAAGCUAUAUGUGUUCCCAUUUUGGUGGUUCAGAGAGCAAAAUGUGAUGCAUAUUGUGCAUCAAUAUGUGAUCACAAAUCUAGCAAACUGCCUCCUCCUAUAACUCUUUGAAGGGAGAUAACCGCAAAGACCAAGGCCAGCAGGUUAAGAGAUUUAUUGCAGUACAAGAACAGACUGACACCAACCUCUCCACAUUCUCUCACUGCGGUUCUGCGUUUUGAAAUACCGGGACAAUGUUUUUUAUUGUAACUGUAACAUGGCUGUAGAUGUAAUUCCUAUCUUAAUCAAAAUAACAAAUUCACUCAUCACUUUUACGCUAUCCAAUGCUACAGACAUUAUACACACCACUGCAUUUUAUAAUAAGCUGAAAUCUCGCAUCAAACUCUUACAACAGAGUGCGAUCAACUCAACCACACACCCCUGAUGUCAUAACACAGGAGUCCUGAAUCGACUUGUCUUCUUAAUGUUCAGCUGUUUGUAUGUGUUUGUGAACAUGUUGCUCAUGCUUCCUUCAUAACUAUGCACCUCAAACUUUUGACUUGUUUUAAAAAAAAAAAAAACACACCUGAAAUAAAAUGUUGAUUGAAACACUCA
Labrus mixtus (cuckoo wrasse) is the source of this 6531-nucleotide messenger RNA. RefSeq names its product sodium channel, voltage-gated, type IV, beta a (gene scn4ba). Gene Ontology annotation, biological process: regulation of ventricular cardiac muscle cell membrane repolarization; cardiac muscle cell action potential involved in contraction; regulation of sodium ion transmembrane transporter activity. NCBI's taxonomy places the organism in Eukaryota, Metazoa, Chordata, Actinopteri, Labriformes, Labridae. The coding region runs from base 780 to 1481 and encodes 233 amino acids. Gene Ontology annotation, molecular function: sodium channel regulator activity; transmembrane transporter binding. Gene Ontology annotation, cellular component: voltage-gated sodium channel complex; membrane. The record is from RefSeq and is a predicted model, not a curated record. The transcript is spliced from 5 exons.